GUUGGACAUUAACAGACAGGACAGACAGAGAGGCACACACUCUUCUUCUUCUUCUUCUCUUUCUACAGGAUCGACUGCAGCGAUCUCACCUGAACCUGAGACACACAGGAAGAGAAGACGAGCCUCUGAUCGGCACUCACUGAGUUCUCACAGCGUAGAUGCACAGCGACAGAGAAAUGGCCAUACCCCGGAUGUUUAACUCCAACACACCGUUCAUCAUCGUCACCGGAGGAUCUGAACUCUCCUUUCUUGGCAAAGAGGACGACGGUCAGGGAUGCGAGGAGGAGAAGGACUCGCUGGUCCAAGCCAUCGCCCCACAUCUGAGUCGGGUGAUGCAGCACGGCACCGCCAAACACAUGAUCACCGAGGGGCGCCACGUGGCCGAGGAGAAUCCCUUUGUCUCCAUAGUGGCACAGGCAGAGAGAGAAGACUUUCAGGAGUUCAGUCCUACCAACACUCAGUGCCCUUACUCAAGAUGUCAGCUGCUCAGAAAGCACAGGUCUGUCAGCAUGGAAACCGCCCUCCUGAGUGACACGGAGGACGAGGACUUCGACGUGGCCGCCAAACUCCCAUCGCUCCAUCACCUCCAGAGGAAACAACGCAUGAAACCCAGAAGACGGAGCCAGGAGGACGGAGAGCAACCUCCAAUCAUCCAGGGUCUGUGGGUGCAGGAGAUUGAUUGGCUGAAAUCGACAGGCAGAGAGACGACGUCAUCAUCGGCUGAGAUCAUACCGCCUCCUCCUCAGUUUACUGACUGCAGCCAUGGAGACUCUGAGUGUGUGCGAGGAUUAGAGGAUGUGUCGCUAUCAGACGACAGAGGAGGCUCAGACUCUGAUUGCGGCCUGGAGCAGGACUCUGACUCUAUUUACACUCACGAGAGCGAGUCAGACUCGUCCUGCGUUGCAGAGGACGCCACACAAACACCUGAUAGUUUUAAAGCCAGAAUGUCAAGUUUAACCUUUGACCGGAUGCAGGUGUCCGGUUUUACCUCCUGCUCUCAUUCCAAGUGGGAUUCAGACUCUACAGGGUGCGUUCAAAGCCUGCUGGGAGUUUCAGAUUCCAGCGACACCCCCAGCGCUGUGAAUGCAUCCCAGUGUGCCUUUGGUUUGGAGGACAUGAGUGACAUUGACACAGUUUUGGACGGCCUCAGAGGCAGAGUGACGCGGCUGCCAAAGCUCUUUGUUUCACCGUUCUUUAGAGGUUUGAUCAAACAGACUCUGAGCGACAGGGAGACCAGCACGCCUGUCAAUGAAGGACUCAUAUUUCACCAUCUACUCGAGCCCAGCAGCAGUCAGUACCGUGAGGGAGAGGAGUACUGCGUCCUGCACCACAUCCAGAACGGCUCCUACGGUGACGUGCUCUGUGUCCGGGACCAAAGGACUGGAUUCACAUGUGCUGCCAAGAGGAUUCCUCUGAGUCACUUCAGCAGCGAGGAGGUGAGCACGUGGAGCGUUCUCAACUCGCCUCGUGUUGUGGAGCUCUUUGGGGCCGUGAGGGAGGGCCUCAACGUUGUGCUCUUCAUGGACCUGAAGCCAGCAUGUUUGGCCCAGCUUCUGAAAGAGAUGAAGUCCCUACCAGAGGAUUUGGCCCUGCACUACCUGCAUCAGUCACUGGGGGCGCUAGAGCACCUGCACCACAGGAAGGUCCUCCACCUGGAUGUCAAAGUUGACAAUGUGCUGCUGUCUGCAGACUGCAGAGACACAUUCCUCUGUGACUUUGGUCUCUCAGAGACACUCGAUGACAACGGACGGAGCACCAAUGCGUUCAGGGGAGCCGCGUUCCCCGGCACAGAGACCCACAUGGCCCCCGAGGUGGCACGAGGGGAUCAACUGUGCGCCAAGGCGGACGUGUGGAGCAGCUGCUGUAUGCUACUGCACAUGCUCAACGGAUGCCACCCGUGGAUACGCUACUACUCCCACCCGCUGUGUCUCCAGAUUGUCGAUGAGCCUCCUCCUCUGUGGGAGGUGCCGUCCAACUGCAACAACUUCACGGCCAAAGUGUUCAGAGCCGGACUCCAGAAAGAUCCAGACAGACGAGCGUCGGCGAAGGAGCUCCGGAUGAAAACCACCAAGGCCCUCAGAGCAGGUCGGCGUGUUACAUGUUCAGGAAUCAUCUUUAUUUGUAUAAUAAUGAUGAUAAUAAAUGUCGGAGGUUUGAGUCCCUGGUCCGUCAAAAGUGCCUGUGAGAAGCUGCAUCCCGACAAGAGCCAGAAUGAGGACGCCCCCUGCUCUUUGUCAACUAAACCAUCAGCCCCGAUGUACUGGGUGAGUCCCUGGAGGACCACCGCAGUGGACGAGGACAGCAAUGACUGGGCGGAUGGUGACUCAGACUCUGAAGUGGAGGUCGACUCCUUAACGAGGGAAUGGGAGCCUAAAUCCCUGCAGGAUGAUUACGCUGCAGACGGAAGAGACUGGGACUCCUGCUCUGGUUCAGAGGUGGAUAUAUACAUGGCAGAGGAGGAGCAAGAUCAGGAGAAGUGGCUGAAGAGUGACGAGGACUAUGAGGGGGACUGGGAAGAGGAAGGAGAUGAAGAGGAGGAGGAGGAGGAGGAAGAAGAGUGGGACUCCUCCGUGUCUACAGGGUAUCUCCGUGCUCUCCGGGGUAUUUUCCCUUUGCUGCAAAAAGGCCAACAGACAAAUGAGAAUUCAUGGGGAUCAGAGCCGGAGCUGGAAUACCUCCGAGACGAUGUAGCCAUCGGCACCAGAAUCCAGACCCCGUCCCCUGAACCUCGAGACGACCCUCCGUCCUGUUUCAGCUGCUCGGACUCAUCACAGCUGGAUGCCUCAGAGAAGGAGUCUGAUCACUCGUCUGAUGAUCUGAGCUCUGGAGUCUUUUCCUCCUGCAACAGUCAGACAGACGGACACAUGGAGUGGUUGACCUCAGCCAAUCAGCACUCCUCGCACUGCUUCGAAGGUGUUGACAUCUGGAUAGAGAACGUCCAGGGCGAGUGUCUGAGGAUUCGUGAACGCCGGCAGGUCAAAGUGGGACACGUUGCUAUCGGAAUCAGUGAUCAGAUCUCAGGGAAAGCCUUCACGUUGGAGACCCUGGACAGGAAGACGGUGUCCUUUGAACAAGAGAUCAGAGAGCCCUGUCUGUGGCUGCGCUGCGUUCCUGCUCCUGACAGAUGUCAGCGCUGGAGGUGGAGAGUCAGAGACGGCAAGCUGGAGCUGAGAGAAUGAGACGGACAUUUCUGUUCUCUUCUCUCUUUGUUUGCACUAAUUUAAUCACUGACUGUUCUAAAGACAUGUGGACGUGUGUGCAUGUACCUGAAGAUGUGCUGCUGAUAUGACUGGUAGCAUAAAUAUAAAGUAGGACAACCAGUGCUUAUUGGUACGUUGUGAUUUUAAAGCUGAUUUUCUACUUGUAAAGAUGAUUUUUCUAUAUUUAUAUCUUGCCCUAUAUGCCUUUAUGUUUGGGGGGCAAUCUUGCAUUCUGUGUUUCCUCUGUGAUCUGGAAACUAGAGUUUGUCAUGUUUUUAAAUGCCGUUUAGAACGAGUGAAGCUGCUUAAAACAACGAAUAACUGUCAUGAUACAAUGUGAGCCCUCAAGACAUUAAUACUUGAACGUUACUGACAUUUUAUAUCUUAAUAAAAAAUGACCUCUGGGGCAAAGAAGCUGCUCA
Molecule: messenger RNA, 3622 nt
Organism: Sebastes umbrosus (honeycomb rockfish)
Lineage: Eukaryota; Metazoa; Chordata; Actinopteri; Perciformes; Sebastidae
Gene: map3k14b
Product: mitogen-activated protein kinase kinase kinase 14
Exons: 15
Coding region: 159-3179 (1006 amino acids)
Biological process (GO): positive regulation of canonical NF-kappaB signal transduction; protein phosphorylation
Molecular function (GO): ATP binding; protein kinase activity
Source: RefSeq, a predicted model, not a curated record